Messenger RNA from Liolophura sinensis, 1173 nucleotides. Its product is annotated as melatonin receptor type 1B-B-like. Gene Ontology annotation, molecular function: G protein-coupled receptor activity. The transcript is spliced from 2 exons. NCBI's taxonomy places the organism in Eukaryota, Metazoa, Mollusca, Polyplacophora, Chitonida, Chitonidae. Gene Ontology annotation, biological process: G protein-coupled receptor signaling pathway. Bases 1 to 1173 code for a protein of 390 amino acids. Gene Ontology annotation, cellular component: membrane. The record is from RefSeq and is a predicted model, not a curated record.
AUGGCGAAUGCUUCAGAAUUUCCUGGCUUCUCAACACUCUGGUCUAACGUUUCCUCACCCCCUGCGGCUAAACCCCCGGGGGUGAUCGUAGUGACUAAUAUGCCAGAGCCUUUCCCCUUAGCGGUGACGGUCAUCGCCACACUGAUUGUGUCUCUGGCAGCGGUUGUGGGGACGUUCAGUAACAUCUUGGUCAUCCUGGCUGUGUGCGUCAGUAGGAGCCUGCAAAAUGUCCGCUCUGCCUUCAUAGUGAACAUGGCCAUAGCGGAUCUCCAGGUUACCGCCAUUGCUGACCCCUUCAGCGCCAUCGCAAAGGUUAAAGGAAAGGCCUGGUUUGACGCUAGACCUGGUCUCUGUGACGCUCUGGGCACGUUCUGCACAAUGAUCUGCGUGACAUCACUGCUCAGUCUGACAGGCGUUAGCGUGAACCGCUACAUCCACAUUUGCCACUUCCAGUUCUACGACCGGAUAUUCACACUGCGCAAGACCGUUUUAAUGUGUGCCUGUUGCUGGAUCAUAGGGGGCGUUUUGGUGAUGCCGAACCACUUCGGCUGGGGAGAUCUUCGGUUCGAUACCAAAAGCCUCGGCUGUAUGUUUGACCGAACUGCGGAUUACAGCUACACCGCCUUCUUCAUGCUGUUCCUCGUCGGUGCACCGCUCCUCCUCAUUGGCUACUCAUUCGUGCGGAUUUACAUGAAGGUCCACAAAACUCGAAUCCAGUUGGCCGGUCACGGCUCCAAGUCCAGCCGCAUGGACUCCAUCAAACUGGCAAAGACGCUGUUCGUCGUGUUUUUAUCCUUCACCAUAUGCUGGUUGCCCUUUAUGCUCACUCAGGUGAUCGACAAGGGCAACCAGCUCCCUGCCUGGUUUUACUUGUGGGUGACAGUCCAGGCCCACAUGCACUCCAGCUUUAAUGGCCUGCUCUACUGUAUCACGAACCUGAAAUUCAGGAAAGCUUACGCCCAGGUUUUAUGUCUUGACAGAUGGAUGGGGUCAAGGAGGGUAGGGCCCGAGAGUGGAGUCACCGGAAGUUACUCCAUCAACAACACAACCCUCUCUACCAUUGAGUCGACAUUCCACAACGGCGGGUCCAAUACCUUGAAGGUCCCCAGUCAUCGGUCGAUCAACAAUGGGAAGUCGCCGCUGAAACCUGUGAACGAAAAAGGGAUGCUGUGA